AUGAUCUACCUGUCUAAUUCAUACAGAGCAUUCAUUGCUGGUGGCAUCGCAGCCUGCGGAGCUGUCACCGCAACUCAUCCAUUCGAAACGGUUAAGAUCCGCAUGCAAUUACAGGGCGAGCUCCAAGAAAAAGGUCUACAACCGCGCAUGUAUAAAGGGCCCUUCCACGGCGUCUCAGUGAUCAUCCGAAAUGAAGGUGUACGAGGGCUCUACCGCGGAAUCGGCGCAGCAUAUAUCUACCAAAUGACCCUCAAUGGCUGCCGACUAGGAUUCUACGAACCACUACGCCAAUCGAUCACCUCUGCCAUUUUCACUGAUUCGAAAACACAAAGUUUGGGUGUAAAUAUCUUCGCGGGCGCAACGUCAGGGAUCUUGGGGGCUGCGGCGGGGAGUCCGUUCUUUUUGGUGAAGACGAGGUUACAGAGUUUCUCACCAUUUGCACCGAUGGGGACGCAGCAUCCUUAUAAGAAUGCGGUAGAUGGAAUGAGGCAGAUACACAAAGGAGAGGGUAUUAGGGGGCUUUAUAGAGGGGUGGGGGCGGCGUGUGUAAGGACUGGUUUCGGGAGUUCAGUACAGCUACCAACGUACUUUUUUGCGAAAAGGAGACUUGUAAAACAUUUGGGCAUGAAGGAAGGACCUGCGUUGCAUUUGGCAAGUAGUACUGCGAGUGGAUUUGUGGUUUGCUGCGUGAUGCAUCCGCCAGAUACCAUCAUGUCCCGCAUGUACAAUCAAAACGGCAACCUUUAUCAGGGCGUCUUGGACUGUCUCGCAAAGACAGUGAAGACUGAAGGAAUUCUGGCUAUCUACAAGGGAUUCUUGCCACAUCUUGCCAGAAUCUUGCCCCACACCAUCUUAACCCUCAGUUUGGCGGAACAGACCAACAAGCUGAUGCGGAAGUUUGAGAACAAAAUCUUGCCUUCUUCAAUCGAAAACCAAGUGUAG
Messenger RNA from Lachnellula hyalina, 942 nucleotides. RefSeq names its product Mitochondrial oxaloacetate transport protein (gene OAC1). Bases 1 to 942 code for a protein of 313 amino acids. Gene Ontology annotation, biological process: transmembrane transport. The transcript is spliced from 3 exons. The record is from RefSeq and is a predicted model, not a curated record. NCBI's taxonomy places the organism in Eukaryota, Fungi, Ascomycota, Leotiomycetes, Helotiales, Lachnaceae.